GCGAGCGCCCUCUCCGCACCAGGGAAGCCCACCCACCUGAAGCCAAGAUGUCCAGCAAGCAGACCAAGGCCAAGACCACCAAGAAGCGGCCACAGCGGGCCACGUCCAAUGUCUUCGCCAUGUUUGACCAGUCCCAGAUUCAGGAGUUCAAGGAGGCCUUCAACAUGAUCAACCAGAACCGUGACGGCUUCAUCGACAAGGAGGACCUGCACGACAUGCUGGCCUCACUGGGGAAGAACCCCACCGACGAGUACCUGGAGGGCAUGAUGAGUGAGGCCCCGGGGCCCAUCAACUUCACCAUGUUCCUCACCAUGUUUGGGGAGAAGCUGAACAGCACCGACCCGGAGGACGUGAUCCGCAACGCCUUCGCCUGCUUUGACGAAGAGGCCUCAGGUUUUAUCCACGAGGACCAGCUCCGGGAGCUGCUCACCACCAUGGGCGACCGAUUCACCGACGAGGAGGUGGACGAGAUGUACCGCGAGGCACCCAUCGACAAGAAAGGCAACUUCAACUAUGUGGAGUUCACGUGCAUCCUCAAACAUGGCGCCAAGAACAAGGAUGACUAGGCCACCCAGCCCUUCCGACGCCAGGCCCCGUCCCAGUCGCUCCCUCCCCUGCACACUCCCAGCUCCAUACCACGACCCUGCAGGACUCUCUUGGGGACCCUCCCUUGAGGGACCAGGGUCCCAGCUUCCAGGGAAGGGAACAGACCGAGAGA
Molecule: messenger RNA, 718 nt
Organism: Carlito syrichta (Philippine tarsier)
Lineage: Eukaryota; Metazoa; Chordata; Mammalia; Primates; Tarsiidae
Product: myosin regulatory light polypeptide 9
Exons: 1
Coding region: 48-566 (172 amino acids)
Biological process (GO): myofibril assembly; platelet aggregation
Cellular component (GO): stress fiber; myofibril; cytoplasm
Molecular function (GO): calcium ion binding
Source: RefSeq, a predicted model, not a curated record